This is a messenger RNA of Echinops telfairi (small Madagascar hedgehog), 2165 nucleotides long. It is a transcript of the gene ELP2, whose product is annotated as elongator acetyltransferase complex subunit 2. The transcript has 18 exons. The annotation marks the transcript as partial. Lineage: Eukaryota; Metazoa; Chordata; Mammalia; Afrosoricida; Tenrecidae. Gene Ontology annotation, cellular component: elongator holoenzyme complex. Gene Ontology annotation, biological process: tRNA wobble uridine modification. Gene Ontology annotation, molecular function: protein binding. The record is from RefSeq and is a predicted model, not a curated record.
UUUUCCUCUCUAAAGAAAAGGACGGUUGUUACCAACCUGAAUGGUCACACUGCUCGAGUCAAUUGCGUGCAAUGGAUCUGUAAACAGGACUGUUCUCCUCCUACUGAAUUGGUUUCUGGAGGAUCCGAUAACCAAGUGAUUCACUGGGAACUAGAGAAUAACCAGCUUUUGAAAGCAGUCCGUCUCCCAGGCCAUGGGGCACCUGUAUAUUCAGUGCGUGCCAUUUACCAGCGGACAGCAGCAGAUGCCACCCAGCCACAGCGCACACUGAUGGUUUCUGCAGCUUCGGAUUCUACUGUUCGAGUCUGGUCUAAAAAGGGUUCAGAAGUGGCCUACCUUCAGACCUUGGACUUUGGAAGUGGAUUUGCUCUGGCUCUCUCCUUGUCUUUUUUGCCUGACACUGAAGUACCCAUAUUGGCCUGUGGUGGUGACGACUGCAAGAUUCAUUUGUUUGUUCAACAGAAUGAUGAGUUUCAGAAAGUGCUGCUUCUCCAUGGACAUGAGGACUGGAUAAGAGGCGUGGAAUGGGCACUCUUUGGUAGCGAUCUUUUCCUAGCCAGCUGUUCACAAGAUUGCCUGAUAAGAAUAUGGAAACUGUAUAGAAAGUCAGCCUCUGUAGAAACUCAGGAUGACGAUGAUGCUGACAUAAGGCUAAAGGAAAACACUUUUGCAGUCGAGACUGAAAGCACCACACUCGCGUUUGCCGUGACUCUGGAGACUGUGCUGGCUGGGCAUGAGAGCUGGGUAAAUGCUGUUCAUUGGCAACCUUCAUUGUACAGAGGUAAGAAAGAGUGGACUCCGGAGAUUAUAAUUUCAGGACACUUUGAUGGUGUUCAAGACAUGAUGUGGGAUCCAGAAGGAGAAUUUAUCAUCACUGUUGGUACUGACCAGACGACACGACUUUUUGCUCCGUGGAAAAGAAAAGGCGUGUCACAGGUGACUUGGCAUGAAAUCGCAAGGCCUCAGAUCCAUGGCUAUGACAUGAAAUGUUUAGCCAUGAUUAGCCGGUUCCAGUUUGUAUCUGGAGCAGAUGAAAAGGUUCUUCGAGUUUUUUCUGCACCACGGAAUUUUGUGGAAAAUUUUUGUGCCAUUACAGACCAAUCACUGAAUCGCAUACUUUGUAAUGUGAGAGAUAUAACUCCUCGGCCUGAUGAAGCAGAACCGUUAACUCAGACUGGUUUUGAGUAUCACCAGAUGGCCUUUCAGCCUUCCGUACUUACGGAACCUCCCACUGAGGAUCAUCUUUUGCAGAAUACAUUGUGGCCUGAAGUUCAAAAACUAUAUGGACAUGGUUCUGAAAUGUAUUGCCUUGCUUGUAGCAACUCAAAGACUCUGCUUGCUUCAGCAUGCAAGGCAUCUAAGAGAGAGCAUGCAGCUAUCAUUCUCUGGAACACUACAUCUUGGAAGCAAGUCCAGAAUUUAAUCUUCCACACGUUGACUGUCACACAGAUGGCCUUCUCACCUAACGACAAGUUCUUACUGGCUGUCUCCAGAGACCGGACCUGGUCACUGUGGAAAAGGCAGGACAUAGCUUCAUCGGAACUAGAGCCGGUUUUCAUUCUCUUUGCCUUCACGAACAAAGUCACUGCAGUGCACAGCAGAAUUAUUUGGUCUUGUGAUUGGAGUCCCGAUGGCAAGUACUUCUUCACAGGGAGCCGGGACAGAAAGGUGGUUGCCUGGGGCACGUGUGACUCCAGCAGAGGCUCCACAGCUCCCCACAUUGGCCCCUGCUCCUCCGUCUUGGAUGUGGGUGGCUCCGUGACAGCCGUCAGCGUCUGCCCGGUGCUCAACCUUUCUCAGCGAUACAUUGUUGCCGUGGGAUUAGAGCGUGGGAAGAUAUGUUUGUACAGCUGGAAGAAGACUUUUCCAGAAAUCAACGACUGGACCUUCUGUGUAGAAACAAGUAAAAGCCAAAGUCAUACACUCGCUGUCACAAGACUCUGCUGGAAGAAUUGCGAUGGAAAAACCAAACAGGAUGAAGAUGAAGCCGACAGUGCCAAAUGGCUAGACUUCGCAAGUUGCAGCGAAGAUCACACAGUGAAGAUACAUCGGGUCAACAGAUGUGCCCUAUGACGGACUUACUCACUACAAGUCUUUUAAGUAAACCAAUCAGUGGAGUCUCUAAAUCAUAUAUCGUGUAAAUACAUAACCUCUCUUUACCUUAA